Molecule: messenger RNA, 8161 nt
Organism: Lampris incognitus (smalleye Pacific opah)
Lineage: Eukaryota; Metazoa; Chordata; Actinopteri; Lampriformes; Lampridae
Gene: kmt2e
Product: lysine (K)-specific methyltransferase 2E
Exons: 24
Coding region: 397-5379 (1660 amino acids)
Molecular function (GO): protein binding
Source: RefSeq, a predicted model, not a curated record
UCUAAUUUCUAACAGGCGGCGCUGGCAGAGUAUAGUUUUAACGGUUCGGAGUUUUACCUUAGGUCAAAAUUGGACCAUCGUUAGCAGCAAAAAGCAAGAGAAUUUCAUUAGGAGAAGACUCGUUGAGGGACAACUCUGAACCCAAACGUUUUAAAGCGUUACUGGUCAUCUGCAGUGUGUGGACAUAGUAUUGUUUUGGUUGUGGAGGCUGUGUGUAGAGCGACGGGGUCUCACCCGGCUCCCCUUAUUCUUUGCUAAGGCUUUCUAUAGUGGACAUAAACGGCCUUGUGGAUGCACUUAGAUGUCUGCAAUGAGUGCUGUGGCUGGCAUGCCUCAGUGUGUUGGACUCCUAUGUUCUGGACUCAGUAGGACAAGAACUUAUCAGCAGAGAACGUCAUGAGCAUAGUCAUCCCAGUAGGGGUGGACACAGCAGACACCUCAUACUUGGACAUGGCUGCAGGCUCAGAACCAGAAUCAGUGGAGGCUAGCCCCGUGGUGGUGGAAAAGUCAAACUACCCUCACCAGAUCUACAGCAGUAGCUCCCACCAUUCCCACAGCUACAUCGGCCUGCCUUACGCUGACCAUAACUAUGGGGCACGGCCCCCACCUACUCCGCCAGCCUCCCCUCCCCCUUCUAUGCUGAUCCGGCAGGGUGAGGGGGGGCUGUUUGUGCCAGGGGCCCAGGACGAGGCAUCCAGGGGCACCACGCUCAGCACCUCGGAGGACAGCAGCUACGGGGCUGACAUCACCCGCUGUAUCUGCGGAUUCACCCAUGACGAUGGCUACAUGAUCUGCUGUGACAAGUGCAGUGCAUGGCAGCAUAUAGACUGCAUGGGCAUCGACAGGCAGAACAUCCCUGAGACUUACCUGUGUGAGCGCUGCCAACCACGACACCUGGACAGGGAGAGGGCCAUUUUGCUGCAGACCAGGAAACGAGAAAGUCUGUCUGAUGGGGACACAAGUGCUACAGAGAGUGGAGAUGAGGUGCCACUGGAGCUCUAUUCAGCCUUUCAGCACACGCCCACCACCAUCACCCUGACCACCGGGCGCCUUGGCAACAAGCAGACUGACAAAAAGCGCAAGAGGAGUGGAGAAAAGGAGCCUCCUGCAGCCUCUGCCCGAGCCAAAAAGGCAUUCCGUGAAGGGUCAAGGAAAUCUUCCAGAGUCAAGGGUGCUGCUCCAGAGCAGGAACCAACAGACCAUCCAUCUCUGUGGGAGAACAAGAUCAAGACGUGGAUGGAGCGUUAUGAGGAGGCCAGCAGCAAUCAGUAUAGUGAGGACGUUCAGAUCCUUCUGCGCGUCAAAGAGCAAGGCGAUGGCAAGAGCCUAGCUUACAACACGCACCCAGCCUCUUUCAAACCACCGGUGGAGAGUCAGGUCCAGAAAAACAAAAGGAUCCUGAAGGCAGUGCGGGAUCUAGCCCCAGACUCGCUAAUCAUUGAGUACAGGGGCAAGUUCAUGCUCCGACAGCAGUUUGAGGCGAACGGAUACUUCUUCAAGAGGCCCUACCCAUUUGUGUUGUUUUACUCUAAGUUUGAUGGGCUGGAGAUGUGUGUUGACGCUCGCAGCUUUGGCAAUGAGGCCCGCUUCAUCCGGCGCUCAUGCACCCCGAAUGCUGAGGUGCGGCAUGUCAUUGAGGAUGGUAUGCUGCACUUGUACAUCUACUCACUGAGGCCAAUCACCAAAGGCACAGAGAUUACCAUUGGCUUUGAUUUCGACUAUGGCAGCUGUAAAUAUAAGGUGGAUUGUGCCUGUGUGAAGGGGAACCAAGAAUGUCCUGUACUAAAACAUAACCUGGAACCCAUAGAGAACCUAGGCUCAGGAAGCCGGCGACGAGGGAGCCGCAAGGACAAGGACACGGCCCGAGAUGACCAGGGCCAGAACCAAAACGUGGGCUUAGAUGGUGAGGGAAAGGGCAAGGGAAUGGGUGACAGCAAGCAGAGGAAACUCUCCCCGCUCCGCCUCUCUAUCUCAAACAACCAGGAUCCUGAGUUAUUUGAGGAUCUAGAAGACAAAACGUCCGUUAGCAAUGAAGUAGAGAUGGAGUCAGAGGAGCAGAUUGCAGAGAGGAGGAGGAAGAUGACACGAGAGGAGAGGAAAAUGGAGGCCAUCCUGCAAGCCUUUGCCCGUAUGGAGAAGAGGGAAAAGCGCAGGGAGCAGGCCCUAGAGAGGAUUGGCAGCAACAAAUCGGAGGUCGGGGGCCGCAGUGAUAUCAAGGAGGAACCUCCGGCCACGCCUGAGACAGUCGAUUCCCCUGCUGUCAUGCAGCCACUGAUAGAGGUAAAAGAGGAGCCAGGACUGAAGCCAGCCAAGGUCAAAGGUUCAAGGAACAGGAAGAGUUUCUCCAGGAACCGCACGCACAUCGGCCAACAGCGGCGGCGAGCACGUACCAUCAGCACCUGCUCUGACUUGCCCCCUGGCUCUCCAGCAGAGUCUGUGGAGCCUGUGGUCAAUGAGGUCCCUGAAGGAGAAACACCAAGUGUUCCUGAGCCCGAGGCCGUCCCCACCGAAGUCCCUGAAGCCAGCCCUCCACACAGCAGCUCACCGGCCCCAGACAGAACUCGCACAGGCCAUAAGAACUUCAAAACUAAAAAGCAGCACUUUGUGAGUGAGUGGGUGGGCGAAAAGCAGCAGGAGCGCGGGGUGGUGAGAACCCCAGAGCCGGCCCCUGAGAGGCCGCUCAGAAUCAGCAGUGACCCGGAGGUCCUUGCGACCCAGCUCAACGCAUUACCGGGCAUGGCCUGCUCACCACAGGUCUACAGCACACCCAAACACUAUGUCCGUUUCUCCUCACCGUUCCUUGCCAGCCGUAGUCCCACCACCCCUGGAGUGCCGACCGGCCGACGGCGCUCUCGAGAAUUACCGGAGACACCGCCAACCACUGGCUCCUGCAAAAAGCGUUGGUUAAAGCAGGCUCUAGAGGAGGAGGGCUCCACCAGCCCAGCCAGACGUCCCAGCCUGCUCAUGCCCAGUGAAGGCCCUCUUAGCCCCUCCAUCAAUGGAGACUCAGACAGCCCUCUGCCCUACAACGGCAGCUGCUCACUGCCAGAGUUGCCCACACCUCUUAAAAAGCGCCGACUAAGUCCAUUGGAUGCCUGUAUGUCCGAAAGCUCAACGCCCUACGGCUCUCCUUGUGCUACGCCCACUAGGGCCGACCAGUUGGAGACACCCGCAACGCCCCUCUUACUUGCCACCCCACCACGUCCCCGUACUGAGGAACCCAGCACGGAGCCCAGUACACCAACACAGGCACUUAGUGUCCCACAGGAGAGUGAAUCUUCAGUGGACAGCUCCCCAGAAGGGAUUCGCAGACCCAGCACUCAAGACGUUGAACGUCCCCCAUCGCUACUCUCGUCCCCGUGUAUAAGGGCUCCCAGCUCAGAUGGACUAUCAACAGAGGCCAAGGGAUCAGUCCCCCUGAGUCCUCAGCCCCCCACUGCUGAGCCCAUAGACUGUGGUGUAGAGGACAGGGCUGAUGGUGGGAUUGUGGAGGGCAACCAUGAGGUCUCUUCCACAGAAGCAGCCUCUUCCGCUUCUCUAAAGGACUCUUUCCCCGGCUGGAUAAAAAGCCCAGAUAGAGGCCCUGCUGGAGCAGCUGGCCUGAACUUCUCACCAGUCAACUCCAACCUGAGGGACCUCACCCCCUCACACACCCUUGAGCCCUUGGCAGCUCCUUUCAGGCCAGAGGCAGCAGCCGGAACUCCUGCAGUGGCCUCAGCUGGGACUGGGUCUGUGGUUGGCGCUGGUUCAGCACCCUUCAGUGAGGGCCAGAACCAGUUAUUCUACCCAUGUUCUGAGGAGCAGACUUCCUUGGGCUUCUCUCGCUCACUGAGUGGAGACUGCAGUGUAGAGGGAGGGGGGUCGGCACAGAACCCCCCACAGAAGAAAAAGGUGUCCCUGCUUGAGUACAGGAAGCGUCAGCGGGAGGCUCGCCGCAGCGGCUCCAAAACAGAGUGCAGCUCUCCCAUCUCCACAGUGCCACCUUUGACCGUGGAUGCUUUCCCUGUUGCCAUAGAGACCACCAGUGAACCUCCCCUAGCCCUAGUUCCAGCAGCUCCCACCCCAAAUGGUGGCGCUCCAAAGGAUGCCCAAACCAACGAGGAUUCGGACAACCCUGUGGAGAAAGGGGAGAAGGAGGGCGGUGAAGGACAGUGGACAUCAUCAACCUCUGUUGAGCAGGCCAGGGAACGCAGCUACCACCGAGCACUGCUGCUCAGCAAGGAUAAAGACACAGAUGGAGAGACAGAGGCAGGUGAUGCCCCGAACAUAAGAGAUUGUCCAUCUCCAAACGUUCAGAAAACUCCAACACAUGCACCUUGCUCUCCUGGUCCAGCUGCCACAGCCCAGCCUCCCUUUCGGCCAGCUAAAGAGGAAGAGAGCGACAGUCAGCCUCGAACACCCAACCAAGCCAGCCAGCCGACGAGCAAGCCGCCGGGCCCCAAGCCGGCUCCACUGACCCCCACAAAGCUGCAUCCCUCAGCCCUCCCUUCCUCCCCCGUUCACUACCCCGGCUCCUCGCUUCUACACUCCCCCAAGCCCCAACCGCAGGGCUCACCCUUCCGUAGCCAGAGGGCUCUGUUCUCUGCUCAGCCUCAAGCCCAAACCCAACCCCAGACUGGUCCCGUUCCCUUCCCCCAGUAUAAUACCCAGAACGCCCUGCCCCCACCUCCCCCUCCCCCUCCCGCACCCCCAGCUUCAGCCACUUAUUUCCCCAACCAGAGCACCACAGCAGCCGGGCCCUUCCCUGGGUUCAAGCCUGCUGUCACAUCGCCCUAUCCUCAGGGUUCCCAGCCCUUGAUGCAGACUAUCCCCCACAGCUUGCACUACCAGAGUUCUGCUGCCCCACCUCCGCCACCCCCUCCACCACCGCACCCCCAGUCAUCUGGCCCCACCCUGCUCCACGUCAACCUGCAGCCUCCACCCAUUCAGCAGCACCAGCUCAUGCUAACCACCGCCCCUCCCCCACCCCCACCCCCACAGGGCCAAACCUCCCAACAACAACAACAGCAGCAGCCUCCCGCCGGCAGCACCCUGCUGUCCCUCACUCCUCCCCCUCCCCCUCCACCCCCUCCCCCUGCGCCCUCAACCAGCACCCCAAUGCAGGCCACGUCCCAUCACUUCCAGAACUUAGGGGGCUUCCAGCCAGCCCUGUUGCACCCUGGUGCAGCUGCCAAUCCUUCAGUCCCCCCAUCCACCUACCCUCCACCCCACCAGCAGACGGGACUGCCUCCCCCUCCGCCUCCGCCUCCCCAACAGACUCAGCCUGGCCAGGCCCCGGCCCAGCCCUCAGCCUCCCAAAUGCCCAGUGGGACUCGUGGGGCCCCCAGCUCCUCCGCCCCCUUCCACAGUUCUGGGUACCUGGGUACAGGGUGGCACUGAGCACCCUCCUUGCCGGCAGGGGGCUCCAACAGCUCGUGUAACAUAAGCUGUAGAUAUAUUUUCUAUGUAUCUGAACACAUGGCCAAUGGAAAAACAGCUGAACGUGGGAUUAAAGGGUACUUUUUAGAAAAGGACAGAAAAUUGGGGAAAAAAAGGACCUUGAAUGAUCUUCAAACGAACUUGAUGUAAAAAUGAAGAUGAACAAUCCCCUGGUGCUCACAACCCCUCUCUCUGGCCUCCUUUUUGAUUUUAUAUAUCCUUCCCACAAUGGAGAGGAACGCUCUCUGUCCUUUGUCUCGUUUGGACUCCUAUUGUAAGUCCCUGCACUUUCUGUAUCAAUGGACAUUCCAGCCUAUAUCCCCCCUCCUUCUCCUUCGUCAGUUAGUCCUUUCACCUCCUCUAACUCUCUUGUCUGUUGUCUACUCUAUUCUCCACACCAAUAAUUUGUUUUAUCUAGUGGUUCAUUAUAGCAAAGAAAGCUUUUGUAUAGAGUAAAAAAACAAAAAACAAACAAACAAACAACAGAAUUAUUUUUUUUAUUCCUCUGUCUAACAAAUAUCUGUGCACCGCUACAGAGAUUCGGAAGAAAAUCCUUCAGGGAGCCUGCUUCGCUGCCCUGGGAAGCUGCACUCGCGUGCGUGUGCGUGUGUGUGUGCGUUUGUGUGUGCGUGUUUGUGAGAGUUUGAGAAGAAAGUAGUGUCUGGAUGCAUAAACCUGUGUGCACUCACCGUCUUCAGUGUCUGCAGGCAGGGUUCGAAGGAGCGCGCCUGUUCAUGUGUUGAGCGUGUCAGGAGGAGGAGGAGAGAGAGAAAGGCUAAAGAGUCGAGUCGUUACGAGUGCCCCAAGUCUUCUGAGGUAGCCAGAGUGGUCUCGCCCAUAGGUAGGACGUUAGCGGUUUAUUUUUGAAUAUCAAUGGUUAUUUGUAGAAAGUGUAAUUUAAUGUAUAGGUGGUUACAGCAGCUUUCACCAGGAACAGAUUGUAAAUAUUUGCUUCUUUUCUUUUCUAUGCUUGUACAAUUCGCUCCCAUCCCAUUUUGGAAUAUGGUUGUAUAUAUGAACGCUCUCUUGGCAAAGCUGAAUGUUUCUGUGACAGUAGCAUUAUUUUAUUUUGUUUUUUUUUGGGGGGGGGGGUUUCCUCUCUGGACUCUUUGACUUUGUCUUUUUUAUUAUUUGUGUGUGUGAGUGUAUGUUUGUGUGGAGGGGAGUGACUCACAGACACUGCACUGGUUGGCUAUUUUCAUGGUUCAUUAUAAUAAAUCACUGUAAUGACAGUUUUAUACCAGUCUUGCUGUCCUGUGUCUCUUUCAGGUGUUUCUGAACUCACUGAUGUGUUCUUGCUGGGCUUUCCCUCACCAACAUCAAACUCAUGCCAAAAAUAUAAAACACAAACUCAAAAUAUGUCCUGCGAGUGUUACAGGCUGUUUCUCUCUGAUCAGCUGCAAAUAUUAUGGACAGCCAGUUUGACUUUUCAGGGUUCAGACUCUGGAAAUAACUCCCUUCUCCCCUCUAGGUGUUGCCUGUAUCUAUAUCACGUUUCCUAUUGAGAGGAGGGUUGGGGGUGGGUGGAGAUGUGUUACCAGGUGCCGCUUUGCAUCUUCAGCGUGUCUCUCCUAUCGGCCGUGUAGGUUACAGGGGUCGUCAGCGCUCCUGUGGAACAGAUGGCCCCGCACACCCCACCCCCCUCGAUGCAGGGAGAUGCGUGCGUAUCAAAGCUGAUGCUCAUGCGUCAGCCGGCAUCACGGCUCCAUGGGGCACUUGACAAGGGUGCUCCUGAUUCCCGGUAUGUUGCACUAAACGGAGCAAAUGAGCGUCACAGCUGCCCCUCAGGAUGCGGAGGAGCGCCCAGCUGGUUGGGCUUCAGCUGCUCCUCUCUCGCUUCUCUCCUGUACUCUGGAGCAUCUCCUGAGCCUGUUUAUCAAAACCGCCUCAUGUGUCUGGUUCGAGAAUGAGUCAACAGAAAAUGUCCCAGUGUCUCCAAAAGUUGGAAAACUGAAGUGUACAGUUGAGAUUUAGUGUUUCGGACGACAGCCUGUUUUGAGAAGGAAUCUAUUCUGCUGUGAUGCUUGGAAGGAUGAGGACGACAUGUACUUCCUGCUCACUUCCAUUAGAACCAAGGAGAACGGGAAACGGGGGGGAUGCUUUCUGUGCUUGAGUAUAGUCUGAGAUGUGAUGCCUUAUUGACACUUGAUAUUGUUUGAAUUUUAAUCAUUUAUGUAGUGAUACCCUCAACUUUCAAGUGAUUGACUGUUCAUAGUUUAAAGCUACAAUCCUGAAUUAUUUAUUUUUAUACUGAGACUGAUUGGAAGAUACAUCCUACGAUGCACUGGGACACAUCGUCAGUGAUGGUUCCUGAGGUCCUCAGGUCUUUUGGGUCUUUCAACAUCAUACACCCUCACUCAGGCGACCCAGCCAGGGUUGAGCUUAAUUCAAGGUUCUGUAUACCAACACGGGGAUCGGUGGUUCAAAUCCCUGUGUAACCUGCAGACACAAGUGGCUGUGUCAGCGGGUGGGAAGCCGGAUGUGGGCAUGUGUCCUGGUCGCUGCACUAGCGCCUCCUCUGGUUGGUCAGUGCGCUUGUUCAGGGGGGGAGGUGGACUGGAGGGGAUAGCGUGAUCCUCGCUACGUCCCCCUGGCGAAACUCCUCACUGUUAGGUGAAAAGAAGCGGCUGGCGACACCACAUGUAUCGGAGGAGGUCUGCAGCCCUCCCCCCGGCUCAGCAAGAGGUGGGUGGAGGAGCGACCGGGACGGCUUGGAAAAAUUGGGUAAUUGGCCAAGUACAAU